Messenger RNA from Phragmites australis (common reed), 2319 nucleotides. RefSeq lists its product as uncharacterized. The coding region runs from base 535 to 2022 and encodes 495 amino acids. The record is from RefSeq and is a predicted model, not a curated record. The transcript has 2 exons. NCBI's taxonomy places the organism in Eukaryota, Viridiplantae, Streptophyta, Magnoliopsida, Poales, Poaceae.
UUGCAAUCGCGAUUGAGUUUACUUUUGAAAUUUUGCAUGGUCUAACAUAUCCUGCCCAACACGCAGCAACUUCUUUGUGAAUUUUCAAAACAUCCACCCAUAACGUUCACGAAAUUUGCAACGUUCAAAGCGUUUUCACUCUGUGUGCCUCCGCUUAAAAGCUUUCACAUGUCACGUCACCAACCUAACCCGAAUCUUGCGACGUACCGGCGUCCCCGUUGCAAAUAGGCGCCACUCUGGUCAGCCCCUGAGCAAACAGCAUCGACCCAGAUGCGUGCCGCUUCCGCCCAAUUUAAAACGCCUCCAGCUCCAACCGCUCGUUUUUUGCCUGUUUUUGUUGAGCCGGUCAGCAUUCCGUCCCGCGCCGGCCUUCCUAGACCCUCCACCAAACCAAACCCCAAGAACGCAACAACUACACACAGAACGAAUGAACCGGCCACGCACCCCAAGAACUUCGUGACCAUGUCCGUGUCCGCCUCUCCUGCGACGCAGCUCCGGUUGUCUUAGUGAGUGACAGCAACAAGAUCGUGCAGUAUGGCGCUGUUGCUCAGGCUGCUGCUCGCCGUCGGGCUCCCCGUCGUGGCGCUGGUCGCGGUCGCCUUCUUGGUGUACCGGCGGCGAAGCUUACCGCGUAACGCGCCGCCGGAGCUGCCGGACGUAGCUCCUGCGUAUGGUGGGGAGCCGACGGCGAGCCCCGGGCUGGCGAAGCUUAACAUGAGGUACAGAGCGGCCAGCGGGCGCGUGGGGGUCCGAUUCCAGCAGUUGCACCACCACCACCAUGGACAUGUCCGCGUCGACGUGAGGCACCGGGGGCCGGGCGGCGGCGCGCAGCAGGGGCCGUUCCAGUGGGCGGACCACCCGCGGCUGGUGACCGAGGCGGUGGAGAACGGGUGGGCGCAGUUCGUGUUCGCGGUCGCGCCGCCGCGGUCGAAGUCCGCGUCGUCGUCGCCGCUGUGGGGGACCUGCCCUGUCUGCAACGCCGGGACGAGCCGCGACAUGGCGGAGGCCGCGUGGGAGGUGCCAGCGGGAUCGGCCGAGCGGAUGCAGGCGGUGCGGCUCAACCCAUCGACCACGUCCGCGUCCAGCAAGAAGUGGCUCCCCGGAAGCAUCCCGAGCCCCCUCCGCGGCGACACGGACGCGGGGAAUCCCAACGCCCUGUGCCUCGCCAGGAUGAGCUUGCCGCUGCCCGGGCCGCCGCUUUCCGGCACGCCGUUCCCGCAGGACGCCUACUUCGAGAUCACCAUCAUAUACCUUAACACGAAGCGGCCGGAGUGGUCAGCGUCGAGGGCGAGAAGGCGCGGAAAGGACGGCUCCAGCGAGAGCGACCAAGUCAAGCUCAUCAGUUUUGCACCGGACGCCAAGAACCCAAUCCAAGAGAACAGAGCCGCGAAGGACGAUCAACAAGACACACAGAGGCAUUUAGUCAUGUCGCUGGGCCUCGCCGCCGCGGCCGCCUCUCCGCAACAGCCGUCGCUGGCCGGAACGUACGCGUCGUCCAUUGGCUUCCACUCCAACGGCGUGGUCUACCUCGACGGGAUGAAGCUGGUGUACGAAUCGGACAAGUCAUUGUGGGCGGGCGUGGACAAGGUGGUGGGCUGCGGCUUCGAGCCGGCGAAGCGAAAGGUAUUCUUCACGGUGGACGGGCAGCUUGUCCACGCCGUGAGCUGCAACGCCGAGGCGUUCUCGAGCCCGCUGUACCCGGUGCUGGCCUCCAGCUUCGACGUGAUGGCGCUGGUCAACCUCGGGCAGGGCAAGUUCCGGUACGCGCCCGCCAACGCGCGGCGCACGGCCAACCCGUGCUUCGUGCGCGCCGCGUCCGCGGUCGACGGCAGCGGCAGCGGUUCCUUGGGCCUCGACUUCGACGACAGCGGCGAUCUCUUCUCCAUGGGCCGCGUGGACUCCGGGUGGCUGGAGGCGUCGCAGAUGAGCAAGAGCAGGACGGAGAGCUCCGGCGGCGCGGCGGCGGCGGCCGGCGACCUGGAGGCCGAGUCCGACCUCUUCGAAAUCUCGCUGCGAGACUGAGACGGAGCCGGAGACCGACAGGUGGACCAUUUGUCAAACAGGAAUUAGUUGCAGUAAUGGCGAAUGGCCACGCUGAUACUGACACAUGCCUAGGAGUUAGGACACUGCAGGAUAACUUGAUCGUUGUCGUUGCUGCUGAGCUGAUGUAGCUGUACUAUCAUCUAGCUGUUGUUAUCUAGGUGUGAAAAAGUGUUACAAGUAGGUUAAAAGGAUUGAAAGCUUCUCUCAUGAGCUUUUGAUUCGUUGUUCCCUUUUGUGCUUUUUGGUUUUUUUGUUUUUAUAUAUGAGUCGGACACA